CCUCCCGAUUUUCUUCCCGAGUGCGGCUUCUCAUUCUGUUGCAGCUCAGCAUUCGUUCACCAUCCAUCACACCUUGCAGUCCAAACGCACCGUACCCCUCGUCAUCGCGCGCACGCCCCUCAUUCGGCUCGUCUUGGGGAAAUGUGCGCUCGAGUGAUGAAAAGGCAACGCAGGGAGGAGGACUUCAACCCCAGCUCUUCUGCAAUUUCCCCCGCUGGCAAGUCCAAGCAUAUGGGAGGCAAAGCGAGCUCUGCAUUCUGGGAAGAUGAUGGAGAUGAAGAUGCGCACUCGCAAGAGUACAACGAUGAUGCUCAUUGGGAAGGGCGUGGAGGAGAGUUCGGUCAUCAAGCUUUGCCAGUGGGUGACCUCUCUGCAGAUUUUGACGGCGUGCCCACGGACGGCGAGCAGUACUUGGCCAUGGUCAGGCGAGAGGCCGAACAGCACGGAAGAGCAGGCGGUAAGCGCCAGAAUGAGUUCAGCAAGCAAGUCGCAGGGCCUGCAUCUCCGGAAGAGCUCCUGUCUUCACCACAAGAUCUGGACGUCAGGGUCCGGACGUGUGAAAUCACGUCGAUUCCUGCUAUUCCAUCGACGCGAUGGCGUGCAACUUACGUGAAUCGCUUCAAAGCGCUACGAGAAGCGGUCUCGACCACGCCGACGCGACCCAUCACCAAUCCCAAUUUUGGCAAGUUGCCGCAAAAGGGCCGGGUGGAUCAAUGGUACGAAUUUGUGCACCGACGAGCGAUACCCAAUGGCGUGCGCAUAGAGGUGGAUGGGGAUGACUGGGAAGCUAGCAAUUAUGCUACGCACGAGAGUCAGAGGCAGAGAGAGCAAGCGCAGGCCCGACUGGACCCUACCAGGAGGUACUCGAAUGGAACCGACGCCGCCGGAGGGCACGUCCUGCCUAGAGAACCUAGCGCUUCAUUAAUGAAGCGACUCCAGUCCUAUCACAUUCUGCAAUUGUUGACCAUUUUCCCAUACUGGUUCAAUUUGCCUCUCCCCGCCCACGCAUCGAACGAAGACGUCUACAACGUGAACGCGCCCCAAGCACUUCAUCAGCUCUAUGCCAACUGGCUCUUCUCUCUUUUGGCAUUCCUCGACCACAGGCUCACUUCGGACGAGAUCAGCAUCCUGCGAACGUUGGCAAGGGCUUGUAUCGCAGCUGUUGCUCUUCAUCGAGCUAAGCGCGCAGCAAAAGCCAAGCGCCAUAAAUCAGCAUCACUCGCAGGCACAUGGGAAGAAGAGCAGCAGCGGAUGGAAGGGGAAGAGGGUGCUUGGUGCGUCGUGGCGGCAGUCGUGGGUGUCUGGGGACAACAAGAUCUCUGGGAUGAUGCGCUGGCCAUUUUGAAAGAUGCCAGUGCCGGUGAUGGCGGCGGAGACGAUGUGGAUAUGGAGCAGGAUCACGACAACGAGGUGGACUUGCUCAGUCGAUGACCAACUUACAAGAGCCACCGUUUCCAACUAGGAUUCGGCAGACCGCUCACGCAAUACAUUCAUGGUAGAC
This is a messenger RNA of Ceraceosorus guamensis, 1501 nucleotides long. RefSeq lists its product as hypothetical. The record is from RefSeq and is a predicted model, not a curated record. Gene Ontology annotation, biological process: spliceosomal snRNP assembly. Gene Ontology annotation, cellular component: SMN complex; nucleus; small nuclear ribonucleoprotein complex. The transcript is spliced from 3 exons. Bases 157 to 1431 code for a protein of 424 amino acids. Lineage: Eukaryota; Fungi; Basidiomycota; Exobasidiomycetes; Ceraceosorales; Ceraceosoraceae.